This is a messenger RNA of Neodiprion virginianus, 4023 nucleotides long. It is a transcript of the gene Nadsyn, whose product is annotated as glutamine-dependent NAD(+) synthetase. Gene Ontology annotation, cellular component: cytoplasm. The record is from RefSeq and is a predicted model, not a curated record. Gene Ontology annotation, molecular function: ATP binding; NAD+ synthase (glutamine-hydrolyzing) activity; glutaminase activity. The transcript has 14 exons. Gene Ontology annotation, biological process: NAD+ biosynthetic process. The coding region runs from base 320 to 2611 and encodes 763 amino acids. Lineage: Eukaryota; Metazoa; Arthropoda; Insecta; Hymenoptera; Diprionidae.
GUUUUGGCAGGGUCAUUGAUAAUUGAACCCAGAUAUUCCUGAAAGAAAUUAGACUCACGUUAGUUCAAUGUUAGUUUUUCUUGUUCGAUUAAACUUCUAAAAAAUGAACGUUACAUAAGUUGAUAAAUUGCGCAAUACUGAUAUUCCAUUGGUCACAAACAUUUGAAUAUUGCCGAUUCACUCAUUACCUGAAGAUCUGUGUAUGUAUAUGGGUAACAAUGAGCUAAGUACACAGUGUCCUGGUCGUGCGGGAAAGACAGAUUAAAUGUCAACUAGGUGAUGUUGUCGCCGCACCUUCUCCAUCCGACAGCGUGCAACGAUGCAUCUUUGUGCUGAACGUAUAAAAUUUAUCAAAGGGACUAAUACUUGGAAUAUGGGGCGAACUGUGACAGUAGCAGCUUGCACGCUGAACCAAUGGGCAAUGGACUUUGAUGGGAACCUAAGAAGGAUAUUUCAAAGUAUACAGCAAGCCAAGGAGAUGGGAGCAACUUAUAGAAGCGGUCCAGAGCUUGAAAUAUGUGGUUAUAGUUGCGAGGAUCACUUUUAUGAAUCAGACACGCUGUUGCAUAGCUGGGAAGUAUUAGCCGAGCUUCUAAAAUCACCAAUAUGCGAGGAUAUAUUGAUCGAUGUUGGGAUGCCUGUUAUGCACAAGAAUGUGAAUUAUAAUUGCAGAGUAGCUUUCAUAAAUAAAAAGAUCUUACUGAUUAGACCAAAAAUGAGAAUGUGCGAAGAUGGGAAUUACAGAGAAUCAAGAUGGUUUUCUGCUUGGACUAAGGAGCGUAUGGUUGAGGAUUAUUUUUUACCUAGAAUGAUAUCAGCUAUAACUGACCAAUCGAUAGUACCUUUUGGUGACGCUAUCAUUUCGACCAAGGAUACAUGCAUAGGUUUUGAGAUAUGCGAAGAAUUGUGGAAUCCGAGCAGCAAUCAUAUACCGAUGAGUCUGGAUGGCGUUGAAAUAAUUGCUAAUGGAAGUGGGUCACAUUUUGAACUACGGAAGGCUUACGUUACCGUCGAUCUAGUGAAAGCAGCUACCUUCAAGGCUGGCGGGUGCUACAUAUUCAGUAACUUGCGCGGAUGUGACGGUGCUCGGAUUUAUUUCAACGGUGGUUCGAGUAUUACUUUGAAUGGUAAAAUAUUGAAUCGUGGAAAAGAGUUUGCCCUCCAGGAUGUUGAAGUAACGGUAGCGACGCUUGAUUUGGAAGAUAUAAGGUCUUAUCGAAACAAUAUCAGGUCUCGAACACACUUAGCUGCGAGAGCUCAACCUUACCCUCGGGUUAAGGUUGACUAUGCAUUAACAUCUGACGGUGUAAUUUCAAACCGUCCAACUAUUCCAAUUAGUUGUGAUUAUUAUUCAAUGGAGGAAAAUGAGUCGUCGAGGUGGAGGUAUCACACCCCAGAAGAAGAAAUCUCUCUGGCUCCGGCUUGCUGGUUGUGGGAUUAUUUGAGGCGAUCUUGUCAGGGAGGUUUUUUCUUACCUCUCAGUGGCGGUGUAGAUUCAACCGCUGUUGCGUGUUUGGUUUAUUCGAUGUGCGACAUGAUCGUCAGCUCUGUCAGCAAAGGCGAUUCCCAAGUUCUUUCGGAUAUAAGAAAAAUCGUGGGUGAUGGUGAAUACGUUCCCACUGAUCCGAAGCAGUUAUGUAACGUUAUUCUGUUCACUUGCUACAUGGCUACAGAAAAUUCUUCAAUUGAAACAAAGACGCGAGCCGCUGAACUGGCCAGUCAAAUCGGCGCGUAUCAUCACGGUAUUGUUAUCGAUACAGCAGUCUCUGCAGUUCUUGGUAUAUUUCAACAAGUUACCAAAUUGACGCCAAGAUUUAAAGUGCACGGCGGCUCGCCAAGGGAAAGCUUGGCACUCCAAAAUAUUCAGGCUCGCUUACGAAUGGUUAUUGCCUAUCUGUUUGCGCAACUGAUGUUAUGGGUUAGAGGGAGACCCGGUGGGCUUUUGGUAUUGGGAAGUGGUAAUGUAGACGAGGCUUUGAGGGGCUACUUUACUAAAUAUGACUGCAGUAGUGCGGACGUCAAUCCAAUUGGAGGGGUAACAAAGACUGAUCUGAAGAAGUUUCUCAUCUACUUUAGAAAGAAACAUAACAUGCACACCCUGGACGCAAUAUUGGAUGCUCCACCUACGGCCGAAUUGGAGCCUUUACAACACGGUCAGUUGGCUCAAUUGGACGAAAUCGAUAUGGGAAUGACGUACAAAGAGCUCGGGGCUUUCGGAAAAUUGAGAAAGCAAAAUUGUGCAGGUCCAUUUUCUAUGUUCUGCAAAUUGUUACAUAUGUGGGAGGAUUGUACUCCUAAAGAGAUUGCCGAUAAAGUGAAACAUUUUUAUCGCUGUUACGCGAUAAAUCGGCACAAGAUGACCGUCCUUACGCCAUCAUGCCACGCCGAAACGUAUAGUCCCGACGAUAAUCGGUUUGACCAUCGGCCUUUCCUUUACAAUCACACUUGGAAGUGGCAGUUUAAGGCGAUCGAUGACCAGCUCAGACGAAUAGGCUCUGAUGAUAAGACGCACCGGGCACAAAAUAACGAACCCAGUGUUUCAGCAAAGUCUACUCUUCCUCCUAUUCGACUUAAUACAACGAACAAAACCCAUCACGGUGUUGUGGUUUAAUAAUAAUCUUAUGUCUAUCAUACACGAUAUCUUCUGAUAUAUAAAUACGUAUAUCGGUAAGCGUACCCUUACAAAAUGUAGGAACUGAUUGGAAUGAUAUGAGUUUCCGUCCCAUGUGAAUUCUUAAGGAUACUCAUACAGACAGUUGGUUUUAGAGGCAAAAAUAAAAAAAAUAAAAUAAGUUUACCAUGAUUAUUUUCAUACCGAAAUGUAUUGAAAGUACAGAUUUUAUAAAUAAAUUAUGUAUGUUUCCUUAAUUUUAAAUACCAACACUGUGUGGACCAAAGGUUUCUAAUAUGCUUAAAUUAAGAUUUUUUUUAUUAUCUCUUUAACUUCUACAUACAGAAUGCAUAACCACGUUCGAGACAGACCUUUCAACGUGCGUAGAUUAAUAAUCACGACGUUCUGCAAUAUAUGCAUACACAUUUCUAUAAUGUGCUUACGAAUAGCUCUAUCUUCGUUCGAAUCUUUUGCAGAAAUGAUUCUAUUAAAAGUUAACGACGAUAAAUAUAAUAUUAUUAUCAUAUAUGAAACAAUACUGGAUGUAAAUUAAAUAAUAGAUUAUAUUUCAGUAAAUACGAUUAUAACUUGAGUAUUUCUAAGACUUAAAAAUGGAUUACGAAUUUUCAUCCUAUUGUACAAAAAAUAUCUGUCACAAGGUACAAUUUGUCUAUAUUAAUAUUCAGACGAAAAAAAAAUGGUUUACAAGGCGAGAGUUAUUCUUUCCAAACGUUUAACUUAGAUUAUGUAUAUACAUUUUUCGAACGCGGCUCGCCUUAACAAAACGGACUAACACGGACGAGAGACAAGAGUGAGGUUUUCACCAAUCUCUGAAUACCGAAAUCUGUGGAACAGUUUUAUUAAUUAUGUACAUUAUAAAUAUGUACAGUAACGUUGUUCCAUCGAUUCUUUCUAUCAUUAAUGUUUUUCAUUUUCUCUUUCAUGAAAUUUUUCGUCUCUGUACCCUAAAACCUUGUUUUGAUCGUUCUUUGAUCGGCUAUAGUUACUCCUAAUAUUUAUCAAAUAUAUAGGUAAUAUAAUGGAUGGACUUUAGCACCUUCUUCGAGAGUAACAUUACUUAUUCUUCGUCCGCUGUUGCAUAUUGAGUUUCUUUUUGCUUUUUCAUAUUUUCAACUACUAUCCAUAUUGCUGUAUAUAAUCAAUUGGUAAAGUACCUUAAAACAUUUGCACCUUGUUCGCCUGUGUAUAGUGUUUAGGUACUUUAACUCUAUACGGUUUACCUAUUGAUACUGUAAUUUGUGCGCGGUGUGCGUUAUGUUCACUGUUUAUACGUCUUCUCAGUGUGAUGUGUGUAUUUAACUCUAAAUCUACCACCAAAUUGCACAAAUCCCCGUUUCGACUAUGUGAUCGCGAUUAUUCUAUGCAUGUGAUGAAUUAAGAAACAAAAGUAU